GCCCUCAAGGCCGAAAAUAAUAUCAUGGAAGAUCCAGAGUCAACGGAGGUGGAGACAACAGUCACCUUAUUGCUCUUGGGCGACCCAGGAUGCGGCAAAUCCACGUUUCUAUCGCGCAUCAAGAGUAACAACCUGCGGCCACCAACGCAUCUUGGUGGUGUCCAACACAGUCCACCCGAGAUCGCGCGGGAUAGUGACCAGCCUUUCAUUUAUGAUAUUCGGUUCUCCAAGAGGAAAUUCAGGUUGGAACUCUAUGACACCUCAAAUCCUAACCAACAUUGGUCUACUUUGCAACCUGACGUAGUCGUGAUUGCAUUUGACAUCUCAAAUCGAGAGACUUUGGCGGGCUUGAAAGGCUGGAGAAAUGACAUUACUCGGUUCUUCCAGCAUGGGUAUGGUGAGCGUAUACCAGUCAUGAUGCUGGGUUUGAAGAGAGAUCUGAGAGAAGAAGGAGACAACCUGAUAUACCCCCAAGAAACUUACCGUAUAGCACAGGAACUCCGCUGCGAUCGUUAUGCUGAAUGCUCAGCUAUGACGGGCGAGUUGCUUCCGGAGGCCUUUGAAGAUUUAGCAAGACUUGCCGGAAUGACGACUACUGCAAAAGGCGGACAGACCGCGGGAGGUUGCAAUAUCUUAUGA
Molecule: messenger RNA, 639 nt
Organism: Penicillium chermesinum
Lineage: Eukaryota; Fungi; Ascomycota; Eurotiomycetes; Eurotiales; Aspergillaceae
Exons: 4
Biological process (GO): small GTPase-mediated signal transduction
Molecular function (GO): GTP binding; GTPase activity
Source: RefSeq, a predicted model, not a curated record